CAUUCUGAAUCUUCGGCAGAACAGCUGAGCGUUGUCUGUUGCUACCUACCGGCAUUCCAGUUCCAACGCAAAGUUUGUUGUUCGUUCCACCACGUGUACCGGUACUAUCUCUCAUGCCUGCCCUUUGUUUAUAUGGCUUAUUGUGAUGGUCGUGUGCAUCUUUUUUAUAUUCAUCUCUCUCGAGUGAAUUUUGAAAGAAAUAUCAUUCAUAGACUAAACCUUUUCUUCACGUCGUACCAUCAUGGGUCCCGACUCAAUUUGAAAUCCCCGUUCUGUCAUCUAUCGAAGAAUCUUUGAAAGACUUUGGAGCUCCUUAAAGACUUGUUCCUCCAAAAGUUGAGGAUUUUUUGUUUUGCUUUGUCGCUGGGAUCUGAAUUGAGAAGUUAAGAAUGAAGCGAAGAGCUUCUUCAGUCGAGGAGGAGGAUGACAGCUUUGGCUGGGUUCAUGCUGACUUUCCUUUUGGAGAGGAUGGUCUGUCGGGGGAGUCAUCGUCAGAGCACCAGGACUCUUCGUCCGAGUGCUACGACUCCGAAGACGACGACAGGGCGGUACGAGCUUUCCAGCAGGUCCUGUAUAUCGAUCCGGGGUUCAGCCGAGCCAACGAGGUCCAUCUACGCCUUGGUCACAUGUUCAAGGUGAACUCUGACUUUGAUUCAAGUCUCAAGCAUUACCAGUUGGCUCUGAUCGACAACAGCCCUUGUACUCUCUCAAAACCCCAAAUUAAAUUUCAUAUAGCACACUUGAACGAAGUACAGCAGAAUAAACACAAGAACGCCAAGGAAUCGUAUGAAGCUAUCCUUCUCCAAGAUCCCUUACCUGAAGGCCUGAAAGCUACGACUUUUAGACAACUUGGCUGGCUGUACCACAGCUCCGACCAGCUCGGUGACAAGACCUCCAGGGAGACUCUGGCCAUUCAGAACCUCCUCAAGUCGCUGGAAGUCGAGCCCAACAGCGGCCAAUCCUGGUACCUCCUGGGCCGUUGCUACUCCAACAUCGGCAAGGUGCAUGAUGCCUUUGUCUCGUACCGCCACUCCAUAGAUAAGUCAGAGGCCAAUGCAGACACCUGGUGCUCGAUAGGUGUCUUAUACCAGCAGCAGAACCAGCCUAUGGAUGCGCUGCAGGCCUACAUCUGUGCCGUGCAGCUAGACAAGUCCCACACAGCAGCGUGGACCGACCUUGGCAUCCUUUACGAGGCCUGCAAUCAACCUAGGGAUGCGCUGACGUGUUACAUCAACGCAUCGAAGAGCUCCAAGGUGGCGGUGGCAUCGGCGCUCUCCAAGCGGAUUAAACUCCUGCAGGCUCAGGUCAAUACCAUGCAUCAUCCCAAUAUGCAAAACAAGAGUAAGACACUGCCUAGUAUUGAGGAGGCAUGGAGUCUUCCUAUUCCUGCUGAGCUUACCUCUAGACAAGGCAACCUUGCAAUCCAGCAGGCCCGUCUGCUGCACCCAGCCGGAGGCACCAAGAUGAUGCCCCCUCCCCCUUACCCUGGCCAUGUUGCUAACAGCCAGUUUGGUGCCACUGCUGGUGCCGCUGGCCAACCCAACAGCACCCCAUCCUCCCAAGCUCAGGUCAAUGCGCAGCCAGGCAACCCAGCCAAGCGCAGGAAAAACUCAAACAGCAAGAAAAAACCUCGGUCUUCCACCUCUGUUGCUGAACUGCUGCAACAGCAGCAACUACAGCAGCAGCAGAGAGAGCAGCAACAGCAACAGCAGCAACAAGCAGGCGGCCUGGCAACCCCUCAGCAACCGCAGCCACUGCAGUCAACAGGUCAAGGAACCCUUCCAGGCCUGCCUAACAGUGCAGGGAGCACACCCGAACCAAUCGCCGUCGGUGGCAGCGGUGGGAUGACACAGCCAACAUCCAAUCAGCAGCAGCAGGUCUCGACGCCUUCCUUCUACCUGACGGCGCAGCAGGUCCAGCUGAUGCAUCAGUUGCAGCAGAACCAGGCAAGCCUCACUCCGGAGCAGCAGGUUGUCCUGCAGCAGUUCCAGCAUAACUUCUGGAUGAUGCAGCAGCACCAGCAGCAGAUGCUGAAGCUUCAACAGCUUCAGAGGCAGCAGCUACCGCUCUCCCAGUCUCCCUCGUUGCCCCACCAGGGUACCCCUGCUGGUACACCCACUUCAACAAUGCUGCAGGGGCUGACACCAGGGGAUCCCCACAACACAUCAGCCCAAUCCAUUAGUAGCCUUAUCAGCCAAACUAGUAUCAACACCUUGCCGGGUUCAGUGAAUUCCAUGGGUAACGGAAUCCCUAACAUGACUACGCAGCCUGGAAAUGCCUCCAGCACGGUUGCCAGUCUGUUGCAGCAGCAUCAGCAACAACAGCAGCAACAAGGUGGAAGUCAGGGCCUCAACGCGCUUGCCCAUCCCCACCAGGACGUCAAUGUUUUGCAGUCCGUCUCGCCCGACUUCUUCCAACUGCAGAAGUCCCAACCUCAGGAGAUGACGCAGGGAUUGUUCAAUAAUCAGCUCCUCAACAGCCCCAUGCAUUCAGGGGUAUCACAGGCAUCUAUACCAGGGGGAGUACCCUCCCCUCUGCAUACUCCAAAGGGUUUACUUUCUCCUGUGUCAUCCAAUGCAAUGAGCCCUCGUCACGUGGGUAGUACCCCGACCUCGCUGGAUUUUCCUGCUCCUAACGUGGUGGCCCCACAGAACCUUGAUAUGAGUCAUAAACUAAAGGAAUUCAAAUCUAGAACUGGCGCUUCGGAACUCAGACCGAACCUCAUGUCGCCGCAGGAAAUUGCGGACAACAUGCUUGCCCAGCUCUCGCAGGGGGAUCCCGCCAGCAAACCUGCGACCUCUUCCGCGUACGGGUCAUCCCCGACACACCGGACUGCUCAUUCUUCUUUACCGAGUCAUACUCCAAACAGGACAAACCUAGAUAUGCCUUGUGUUGUGGGUGGUGCUGCUAGCGCGCUGUCAACGAAUGCGGACGGCGCGAAAGACACUGUGUUUAAGACGCCACUUCCCGUUUCCACGCCCAACCAGUUUCAAUCACCAUUCCAGUCGACUCUUGCUGAGAAGCAAGUGGCAACGGGGGCGACGAAUAGCACGUCCUUAAUGGAUGGAAUUCAGAGUUCAUCAGAGUUGUCCAGUGAUCUCCAAGCAACACAGGGUAACAGGCAACAAGCCAAUGAUACGGAGGCUAUGCAACAGAACCAUGUCUCAGACAGUGCUUCUUCAAGGAACUUUGAUCAGGUUCUGAGUGUGAACACCUCUCUCAACUCUUCCACGGUGAAGUCCCUGACGUCCGCCCCUUCCCCCUCCUCCCUCUCCAUCUACGUCAACUCGGCAAAGAUCCUGGAAGAAUGCCGCAAGCUGAAGGGACGCAACGGCCUGGCCAACAGCAGUAUCUGGAUGGAGAAGAUGCCUCCACCGGCCCCACCCCAGGUGCCCUAUCCGCCCCUCCCCAAGGAUCAACUGAACCCUCCAACACCAAGUGUUUAUGUCCAAAACAAGACCGAGGCCUACUCACAAGCCCUGGCAGACUACUGCAUGUCGGCAGAUCAACCCAUCACUGUCAUCCGGGGACUGGCCGCCGCACUCAAGCUGGACUUGGGACUCUUCUCUACCAAGACUCUGGUGGAGACACACGGCGACCAUCCUGUAGAGGUCAGGUCACAGAGGCAGCAGCCGCCGGAUGAGAAUUGGGACGCGCUUGGUCUGAAGAGGGUCUGGCGUUGCGAGAGCAGUAGAUCCUUCACCACCAUCUCCAAGUAUGCCCAAUACCAGGCUUCAUCCUUCCAGGAAUCACUCAGGGAAGAGGCAGAGAAAAAUCAGAAGUACAAUUCAGAUAGUGACUCGUCAAGUACGUCCAAAAAAAAAAAGAAGCAUUCUGGAGGGAGAGAAUUCAAGAUGCUCAAGUUUGGGACCAACGUCGAUCUGUCUGAUGAGAGGAAAUGGAAGAAACAGCUUCAGGAGUUGACGAAGCUGCCGUCCUUCACGAGGGUGGUAUCGGCGGGUAACAUGCUAAGUCAUAUAGACUUCACCAUCCUUGGCAUGAACACUGUACAACUCUACAUGAAAGUACCAGGGAGUAGAACACCAGGUCACCAAGAGAAUAAUAACUUCUGUUCUGUGAAUGUAAACAUCGGACCAGGAGACUGUGAAUGGUUCGCUACACCUGCCUCAUACUGGGGUUCUAUCUACAACCUUUGUGAAAGGGCUAACAUCAAUUUCUUGAAAGGGUCAUGGUGGCCCGUCCUUGAGGACCUGUACGAAGAGGACAUCCCUGUCUAUCGGUUCAUCCAGCGACCCGGUGACCUUGUAUGGGUCAACUCGGGGACCGUCCAUUGGGUCCAGGCAGUGGGAUGGUGCAAUAACAUCGCAUGGAACGUCGGCCCGCUCCUGACGCACCAGUACCGGAUGGCGGUGGAGCGAUACGAGUGGAACAAGCUCCAGCAGUACAAGUCCAUCGUCCCCAUGAUCCACCUGACGUGGAAUAUCGCCCGUAACAUCCGCAUCUCAGAGCCGCGCUACUUUGAGAUGGUCAAGUACUGCCUGCUGCGGUCACUCAAGUACAUCCAGAUGACCAAGGAGUAUUUGAAGGACAUGGGUAUAGAGGUCCAUUGGCAUGGCAGAGCAAAGAACGAGGCUGCUCACUACUGCACCAAUUGCGAGGUGGAGGUGUUUGAUAUUCUGUUCACGACAGAGAAAGAUAAGAAAUAUGAGGUCCACUGCCAAGACUGCGCCCGCAAGGCAAGUCCGUCACUAGAGGGCUUCGUCAUUUUGGAGCAGUACAAGCAGAGCGAGCUCAUGGAAAUCUAUGACAAUCUCCAACUCCAUGACAAAGAGGAAUCUGAGUCAUCGCAGAGAUCAUGACAACUAAUGGAGCAGCUAGGGAGCUGCCCCACCCACCCGGAGCGCUAGCGAUCUCCACGCCCGACGGGAGAUCGACAAGGCGUCUUCAACGAUGGAGGAGAAAUCACUCAACAUGCUGCCAGACACCCUAUGUUCUUGAACUCACCCAACUCCAUUUGUGUUCCUUUUUACUCUCCGUACCCAGGAGUGUGACUAUAAUAGGAUAGAUCAUCCCGUUGCAUAGCUGUGUUUCGUCUCGUCUGUAGCCUUCAGGCAUCCUCUUUUGCUGGAUGCUGUCUCCGACAUUAGAAAUGAAGGGGACAGAACUAGUGGAAUGAGAGCGAUGCGUAGUCUCCAUAAUUAGACUUCAUUGAAUCAUCAUGAAAACAUCCCGUUUAUUAUCAAUGAGGUCUGAUGGCCCCCUCCCCUUUCCCUCUCAUCAGUAUAUGGUCAAGACAUGGUCUGAUAUGUAAUAAGGUACAAGUUCUUUUAUACCAUCUUUUUACUCUGUUGUCUUCGUGAAAACUGUACACUGUCACUGCCGUCGGUACAGGCGUGCGUACUCGUUUACUUGUAUACUUGUUUAUAUACUGAUGUGUGGUCGUAGGUUUGUAUUCUCAAGGCAGGUAUCAUCGGAAAGAUCACCUCUCUUUAUACCAGUUGCCAUUGCUUUGAUCUAUGCAAGCUGAUGCCAUGUCUUACUACAUAAUCUUCAGUUUUGUACUUUUUUCCAGGGGCGGGCAAGUGGCGGGCACAACUACACAGUAGAUGCUGCAUCAAAUUGUAUGUUAUCUGUGAAUAGGGUGCAAAACCCCCCACUAUAUAUAUCAUACCCAGGAAGCAAGGAGCUAUUGACUUACAAUGUAUACACCGAUGUGUUGAUCUGAUUGGCUAUUUGUACCCUUUUUUAGCUGC
This is a messenger RNA of Lytechinus variegatus (green sea urchin), 5714 nucleotides long. RefSeq names its product lysine-specific demethylase 6A-like. The coding region runs from base 390 to 4820 and encodes 1476 amino acids. Lineage: Eukaryota; Metazoa; Echinodermata; Echinoidea; Temnopleuroida; Toxopneustidae. The record is from RefSeq and is a predicted model, not a curated record. Gene Ontology annotation, cellular component: MLL3/4 complex. Gene Ontology annotation, molecular function: chromatin DNA binding; histone H3K27me2/H3K27me3 demethylase activity; RNA polymerase II cis-regulatory region sequence-specific DNA binding. Gene Ontology annotation, biological process: regulation of gene expression. The transcript is spliced from 23 exons.